ACGGUGUUCGACGAGUAGCUGUCCCGUAAACGUGCGUGUUCUCCAGCGGCCAGACCGAGACGGUCGAUCUCGGAAAAGCGUAUCCUUCGGAGCGAGAUCGCACCGCGUCUAGACGCGACGGACCGGGGAGAUUCGAGAGAUCAUCGGCUCGUCAACGGCGUCGACUGUCUCUCACGCACCUGGUGCGACAACAGCGACAACUCCGUUGCUCUCGGGCUAGAUCUCGCUCUCCGGCGGUCGCCACUAAUAGCCCUAUAUAUCCUCGGUGCGGCAUCGAACCGGACUCAAUUAAACGUCCGAUCCGCACACUACCAGAUCGACCCGCAGUAGAGCGCUUUGAGUUAGGGGCCCCCGCCUAGAGCAGCGCACUUGCGUGGUGAAAAGCACACGAGACCCACUCUACCUAUCGCGUGCGGGAAAGUAAAAGGUUCAGCGCACCGCGAAACUCCUUCGUACUGGGAUAGGAUAGGCCUCCACAGAACCAGUGAGACCGAGAAAUAUCAUCACGAAAAGUGUGCCUGCCCGUGUGUACGAGUGCUGGUGCCAUAAUCCAGAAGCGGCUAUAACGAGAAGGAAAAAAGAAAUAUGCACCUGCAAGCAUACUAGCAGCAGUCCGCAGUGCAACGAGUUCGAGAAAGUGUGAGCAAAAAAAGGGGCGUUGUCCUUUUUGGCUUCUAGUUCUUCUUGAUUUUGGUGUUAAAAGUGCUGUACCUGUGUGUUCGUGUGUCUUUGUGUAAGUGAACUUGAAGCAGAAGACCGCCGGUAAAGCUCUCUUCGUAGCAAACUAAAAGCUUACGCUACAAAACAGUAAAACAAAAUGACGCCCAAACCAGAGGAAAGCAUUCCCGUCGUCCACGUGGGCGACGACCGGGAGCUGGGCGAAUCGGCCCUAAACAACAGUGCCAGCUUGAGCAAUCUCAGCGCCAACCUCAAGCUGAACGCCUUCAUCAACAAUGGUUUCGUGAGCGAUUGUGCCCAGGCCGAGAAGCUGGCCGCCGCCGCAGCCGCGAUGGAGCUGCACGGUGGCAAGGAUGAGCUGCGCAAGGACACGAAAAACGCGAACCAGCAUGGCGUCCUGAUGGCCACCGGCGGAAGUGCGGCAACGGUAGCCGAAAAACCGGUCGUAGACUUUGACGAUCUGCUGCCGCACGUCGGCGAGUUUGGACGGUACCAGAAGAUUCUGUUCCUGCUGAUGAUUCCGUUCGCGUUCUUCGUGGCGUUCGUGUACUUUUCGCAGAUUUUCAUCACCCUCGUGCCAGAGGAGCAUUGGUGCUACGUGCCGGAACUGCAGCACCUGUCCGUGGAGGAAAGACGUGCGUUAGCCAUUCCCGUCGACGAACCGUUCGGGUCCGGGUUGGAUCCGGGUGUCGGCGAUGGAAGCGAACCGAUCAGCUACAGCAAAUGUACGAUGUACGCCGUUAACUUCACGGAGGUGCUUGCCAACAACAUACGCAAGGCAGAUCCGUCCUGGCCGACGCAACCCUGCCGGAACGGAUGGGAGUACAACUUUACGGAUGUACCGUACCAGACGGCAGCGACUGAUUUCGAGUGGGUCUGUGACCAUGCCUACCUUCCGACGUUGGCCCAGUCCAUCUUCUUCCUGGGUGCGAUCGUCGGUGGUCUGCUGUUCGGCUGGAUUGCGGAUCGCUACGGACGCAUCCCCGCGCUGGCUGGGUGCAAUAUCGUCGGUUUUGUAGCCGGUGUCGCUACGGCAUUCGUCGGCAACUUCUGGCAGUUCAGCUUGUGCCGGUUUCUGGUCGGAUUCGCCUUCGACAACUGCUUCACCAUGAUGUACAUCUUAGUUCUGGAAUACGUUGGCCCAAAAUGGCGCACCUUCGUCGCAAACAUGUCGAUCGCGCUGUUCUUCACGACCGCUUCCUGCGCAUUGCCCUGGAUUGCGUACUAUCUGGCAGAUUGGAAAACGUUCGCUAUUGUCACAUCGGCACCGCUAGCUUUGGCCAUCCUUACCCCACUGUUGGUACCGGAAUCGGCAAGAUGGCUCGUUUCGCAGGGUAAGAUUGACAAAGCCAUCGGAAUCCUUAAGAAGUUUGAAACGAUCAACAAGAAGACGAUCGAUGCCAAGGUGUAUCAGGAGUUCAGUGACAGCUGCGUGCGGCUUCAGGAGGAAGAGGCUGCGAAUAGCAACUACUCUGUACUGGAUCUGUUCAAGACGCCGCGCCUGCGCAACAUCACCAUUCUGCUGAUUGUCAUCUGGAUGGCCAUCUCGCUCGUGUUCGAUGGUCACGUGCGUAACGUCGGCUCGCUCGGGCUCGAUCUGUUCUUUACGUUCACGGUGGCUGCCGCGACGGAGCUGCCGGCCGAUACCUUCCUCACUCUGACGCUGGAUCGUUGGGGACGGCGAUGGUUAGCCUGCGGAACGAUGGUCGCCAGCGGGCUGUUCAGUCUGUUUGCCACCAUGGUACCGAUGGGUGCAUACUCCGCUACAUUGGCAAUUCUGGGACGCUUCAGCGUAAACAUUUCGUACAACAUUGGGCUACAGUAUGCGGCCGAGCUGCUUCCCACCGUCGUCCGGGCACAGGGUGUCGCGUUCAUCCACAUCAUGGGAUACGUGGCGAGCAUUGUGGCACCGUUCGUCGUGUAUCUGGCCAACAUCUCGCCCUCCCUGCCACUGAUCGUGCUGGGCAUUUUGGGUAUUUUCGGGGGACUGCUUUCCCUGCUGCUGCCCGAAACACUCGGACACGACCUGCCGCAAACGCUUGCCGAUGGUGAAGAAUUUGGACGUGGGCAAAAGAUUUGGGACUUCCCCUGCCUUACGAAGAAAGUGGAUGACGUCGAUACCUGUGAUGAUUUGCCCGUGGAACGGUUUACCCGUGCCACAUCGAAGACUUCGAUUGGAGCCUCGCUGCGAGCGUCGACUCGUGGAGAACUUCGGUCGAGCAUGCUCAACCGUUCGAUACGAUCGCGCGUAUCGGUUCGCUCGCUGGCCCAAUGCAAGGAGGAACAGAUGUCGGCCGGUGUGUAGAAGCUGUACGGUUCCUACCCGUCCUCGAGAAUCUACCGAACUGUUCUAAUGGUAGAGAAGAGGAGGGCCGCCCUGCCUUAAAGCUCAUUCCGCUUCCGGGAGUACGCGGAUCGCUAAUUGUAGUUUGUCUGAAGCAAUGUAUAUGUUUUAGUAUUGUGUUUUGUUUUAAAAAGCGUCAGCGUCGUGGUACAAUUCUAGUCAACCGUAUCGGAUGAUUUUCAGAGAGAAGUAACACACACUUGACACAAUAGUUGGUAUGUAAGCAUUGGAGCCCAGGUCGUGGGAACAAGUGCGAGGUGCUGCUGCUUACGGUCAGAAGCAGCGAAGAAAGCAAACGCGAAACAGUUCCUAAUUUCGGGACAUCGAAGAACCAAGAACGAUUCAACUUCUAUCGAGAGAAAGAGAGAACACCGCCAUAAAAGAAGCAAACAGAGUGGCCAAAAUUGUUGCAUCGAAAAGUAUUACGCGUCACAUCAGAAUAGCGAAGCGACCAUUUUACUGUUUUUUCUACUUGUUGCAAGCGCCGAUAGCAGCGUAGGGAAGGGCUGCAGCAUCUCCACUAGGGCACCACGGAACGCAAUCUGCCCUCCCCCGGGGAAUAUCGAUCAUCAGGGAAACGACUGUUUCACUAAACGAGCAAAGUAUUACGAGUUUCCCGGUGGCAUCGAUCGCGAUCGCCGCUCUGUAUUUAACGUUGAUAGGGGAGUACUCACUAUCUAGGGACUAGGGAAUAGAAAAGCUAAUUUAUGAUACAGAUACGUAUUUAGGGUAGCGAAAUCAUGUACGGAAAAUGGGUUAGUCGUAAGGCUGUUGGAUCCAACGGCAAAACAAAAGCUAAUCCUUGUCGAGUGCGAGGAAAGUAGAUGUUUUAAAGAAGAAAGUUUUCAACCGUCUACGUACGAAACGCGUUACGGAACACGGUAGACGUGAGAAAGACGUGAACAGAUACAGAUUUCACAAAAAGAUGCUCCCACAGAGGGGGCCGACAGACAUUAGGGUAUGUUGCGAAAAGUUUUAUUUAUUCGGUAAUCCUUAAACCAAUCGUCGUUACAGUUCGAAAUCGUAACGUUCCGAAAGUGGAACGACGCUUUUUUUAAAUGUGAUACGGAGGAUUCGGGCAAACAGUUAGAAAAACAAACAAACAAAAACCAGGUUGUGAAGGUAAAAUUGUUGUAAUUUAUCCAAUGUAAUCGAUCACCGUAUCAAGAAAAUACAAUAUGUCAAAAGAGAAACUUA
Messenger RNA from Anopheles stephensi (Asian malaria mosquito), 4219 nucleotides. Its product is annotated as organic cation transporter protein. NCBI's taxonomy places the organism in Eukaryota, Metazoa, Arthropoda, Insecta, Diptera, Culicidae. The coding region runs from base 818 to 2983 and encodes 721 amino acids. The record is from RefSeq and is a predicted model, not a curated record. Gene Ontology annotation, molecular function: transmembrane transporter activity. Gene Ontology annotation, biological process: transmembrane transport. Gene Ontology annotation, cellular component: membrane. The transcript is spliced from 7 exons.